Molecule: messenger RNA, 3227 nt
Organism: Austrofundulus limnaeus
Lineage: Eukaryota; Metazoa; Chordata; Actinopteri; Cyprinodontiformes; Rivulidae
Product: ras and Rab interactor 2
Biological process (GO): vesicle-mediated transport; signal transduction
Cellular component (GO): cytosol; endocytic vesicle
Molecular function (GO): small GTPase binding; guanyl-nucleotide exchange factor activity
Source: RefSeq, a predicted model, not a curated record
ACUUGUGGAAUGCUCAGUUGUGCAACGGGAAGAAGGGCUCAGUUUCACUAUUCAGGACGCCAGUCCCACAUACCCACAUACCCAGAGACCAGUCUCCUCAUCAGCUGCCCUGUUGCGCUCUCUGCUUCAAACUCACACUCCUACAGAGCUGGAGUGUAUUCAGUCCAACGGGGCUCUGUGCUUCAUCAACCCCCUCUUCAUAAAGGUUCACCAACCAGAGGGCAGCAAACAGUGCACAAAUUUCAACACCCCUGAGACCCCAAGGGAAGAGUCCAACAAGACGACCAACGCUGAACAUCCUCAGAUCUGUAGGUCAGACCAUAGUGACAGAAACCAGUCCGCUCGGAAAAAACUGCCGAACCUUUGCAGAAACUCCCCCAGUAAUGUACAAAUCAACAGUAGCCAGAAAUUAGGAGCAGGGGCAAGUGUGCCGCGGUUCCCACCAUCUCACCCCUCUCUGCCUUGCUUUACUGCACAGUGCUCUGCACCACCCGUCCAACAGCGAAGCAUGCCUGAAAAAAUCGCCUGGAUUAAUGAGCCAAAGGCGGAGGAGGUGAGGCAGAGCAGGCCUUUCUCUCGCCUCGGUUCCACAGUGACCACCGGCCUCUCGUCCUCACCUUCCAAGAGGUUUAGCAUCAGCUCCCUCGCGUCCAUCCCUCGGCAAUCCCUGCCCCUCUCCCUGAUGUCUCUGUCUUCCUCUCCAAGUCGAUCCAAAGCCUCAUCAUUAUCAUCUGAUUAUGAGGAUGCUCAGUGUCAUUUGGCUUUAGAGGAAAAGACAAUCGAGACCGCCAUUCGUAGGAGCCAAUUAUUUAGACAAAAUGCAAUUAGAUCCACAGCCCAAGAUGUAUACAAACCCUCCAAAACCAUCUUGAUGCCAGCAAACAAGCGUGCAGAAAACCUUACAGGAGAAGUUCCGGAAGGAUGUAGUGGAACGAGCCAAAGGCUGAGUGACAUGAGCCUCUCUACGGAUUCCUCAGAUUCUCUGGAUUUCUCACAGAGCUCAGGCUUCCUUAUCCCUCCUCUGCAUGAUCCCAGCCCCCCUACUAUGGCUGACUUCGACAACCAUCUUCCUCUCUCCCUCCCACCAUCCCACCUGCGUUUAAGCAACAUCAACAUCGACGACGAGGACGAUGACGAUGAGGACGAAGAAGACCCCAUUUUUGGCAUCAGUCUUGAGAGUGACCAGGAGCAGGACCAGGACCUUACCAUGCUGCCACCAGGGAGCAGCACAAGAAGACGCUCAAGUACCAGCGCGGUGGUCUUACAGAAGGCCCUGCGAGGAAAUCUUCGCAAAAUGAGUGGCGUGUUUACCUCACUGCUGACGCCAGAGAAGAGAGCAGUCCGCAAGGUGCGGGAACUGUCCAGGGAUAAAAACUCGUACUUUGGCUCCCUGGUUCAGGAGUACCUCAGCUACAUGAAUGAGGGUGCUGGUGCCCAGGCGUGGCAGAGCUACACGUCUUGUCUGGAGCUGCUGCAGACAGUCCGUCAGUUCAUCACUCAGAUGAAGAGCUACCUGCGACAGAGCUCUGAGAUGGAGCCGUCGAUCGACAGCCUCGUCCCCGAAGACCAGAUUGACCAGGUCCUGGAGAAGGCCAUGCUGAAGUGUGUCCUGAAGCCCCUGAAGCCAGUGCUAAGCGCGGCGCUGCACGAGUUUCAGGAGCGCAGUGGCGCAUUGCAGGAGCUCAAAGAGAACCUGUGUUUGUACAAAGCCCGGCUGCCACAGGAAAUAGGCGUGACUGAUGCCUUGCCCCCUGACUCUGUGGCCAUCGAGAAGAUCAAAAAGAAGUUUGAGGCCAUGUGUAAACUGUACAACCCGGAGAAGAAGGUCACCAUCCUGCUGCAAAUCUGCAAACUAAUCUACACCAUCAUGGAGGACAAUUCAGGUCGUUUGUACGGUGCUGAUGACUUCCUGCCAAUGCUGACGUACGUGUUGGCCCAGUGUGACAUGCCUGGGCUGGACACAGAGAUACUCUACAUGAUGGAGCUGCUGGACCCCUCACUGCUGCACGGAGAAGGUGAUUACUACCUGACCACUGCCUAUGGAGCCAUGUCGCUGAUCAAGAACUUCAAGGAGGAUCAGGCAGCCAGAGUCCUGAGCUCCGAAACCAAAGACACGCUGCGCCAGUGGCACCGGCGACGCACCACCCAGCGCUCUGCACCUUCUAUUGAUGACUUUCAGAACUACCUGCGAGUGGCUCUGCAGGAGUUGAACAGCGGCUGCACAGCCAAGACUCUGCAGGUCCGACCUCAUGCCACGGUGGAGGACGUGUGUCAGCUGUGCGCCCUCAAGUUCAGGGUGUCAGACCCGGAGAACUAUGGCCUGUUCCUGCAGAUGGAGGGCAGCAGCCAGCAGCUGGCCCCGGACACCCACCCUCAGAAGAUAAAAGCUGAGCUCCACAGCCGCCCGGAGGCAACCUCCUUCCUUUUCGUCUACCGACGUGUGGCCAACAGCAGCAGCCACUCCAGUCCCACCCCCAACCUCAACCACCUCGCCUCCACCCCCGACCCCACAGACAAUCUGAACUGCCUCAGCACCAACCUGUCGGGCCCCUCCUCUGAGUCCGGCGUUGGCUCAGACCUCAGCCCCCCGCCCAGCCACCUCAGCGACUCCGUCUCUGAUCAAGAGCGAGCUGAGGCCUGAACGGCCUCUUUGUCUCCAGCUGUCACAGAGUCGCCCUUUAUCUCCCUCUCACACACACUCUCAUGAGCCAUACAUGUGCUGGCGUGUUGACAGGGUCCAAAACACUGUGCUGGGCCAGUCUUCACAAAGGCCGACUUCUCCUUUUGGAUCUGUUUCAGUCAACAUCCCCUCUCUGAAAGCUCUGUCUGACAGACGCAGGCGAAAGAGGAAAAGAAGAGGAGGGAAGGAAACGAGAGAGAUGCAUUUAUUUUCACUUCUUCGCCUCAGGAUUUGUUAUCAGGGUGACUCUUCUCUGAGCUGUUAUGUCGCCACCUUUAAGGUACCUUUAAAAAGCCUAAUCUCAGUAAAUCACUUUAUGUACAGAAGUGAAAGGGACAGAUUAGUUGUUUUUUUCUCACAGUUGCUGGUAAACUGUUACUUUGUUGUUUUUUUGUUCAUAUAAGAGAUUGUUUUAUAAAAAAGGAUUAGGAUGGUCAUAAUAAUGUGUUUCUACUGGAGGCUGAGAAGCAGAAAAUAAGAACUCAGCUGUGAAGCGACGACCAGACGACAACGUAUUUUCUCUGAAAUAAAAAAAAAAGUCUCAGCA